AGUGCAAGUCCGGAGGCUGCCGGUGCUGCAUUGGAGCAACUCAGGGGUUCACAUGUUCUCUCACUGCACCAUUGUGCAUGGAAACCGGAGUAACCUCUCGCAGAGACAGAACCGGAGCGGAAUUAGACCUGCAGUUUAAGGAGCUGGACAAAAGUUUUUUAAAAAAACGAGGAGAGAAAGAGAUCAGAGAUAAAGUGGAGUGGAGAAAUGACAGGAGAAUGAUGAUGAGGAGAAGGUGUGCAGCGAAGAUGUACAAAUGCGCUCCACUGUCCUGCUUACUGCUUCUACUGUCACUGCUGGGCAUCAAUGCAGCUUGUCCCUCGGUGUGCUCCUGCAGCGAGAGCCAGAGGGAGGUGGACUGCUCCUGGAGGGGCCUGAGACACCUACCCGUCGGCCUACAGUUGAACAUCUACUCCCUCAAUCUGUCCCAUAACCGGCUGGCUGAUCUAGACCACCACCUCAGCCCCUACACGCACCUCCGCACACUUGAUAUCUCCAACAACCGCCUGUCCCGCCUGCCCGCCUCCCUGCCCCGCUCACUAUGGGACAUCCACGCUUCUGGCAACCGCAUCCGUUUCCUGGAGAAAAACGACACGGCCUACCACUGGAACUUGCGGACCCUGGAUCUGUCGGCCAACAAGCUGGAGCGAGUGGUCUUCAUAAACAACACCUUGCCCAACAUGAAGGCCCUCAACCUCAGCCACAACCGGUUUUGGACCGUGCCUACCAACAUGCCCCAAAACCUGGAGAUGGUGGAUCUGUCCCAUAACAGUCUCGUGCAGAUCCUGCCUGAGUCACUGGACCGCUUGCCCAAGCUGGCCUGCUUCUAUCUGCAUGCUAACCGCUUCUCCACGGUAAGCGAGGGUGCCUUCGAGAAGCUCCAUGGUUUGAGGCUCAUCACGCUUGGAGAUAACCCAUGGGCCUGUGAACAAAAGGCCAACAUUAGUCACUUGUUGGCUUGGGCCAGGCACACCUCGGCUCGUGUGCUGGGCUGCCCGUGCCACACUUGGCCAAUCUGCGGGGAGGCCCACUUGGCCAGGACGGGGGGAUGGCACUUUGCUACGUACACACUCUCUCCAUUCGGGACGGCCCAAAUGCAGGGCGUGUCCACGCACUAUUGGGCUGAGAAAACACUUACCAUCCCACAUCACACCAGGGAAGCAGCAAGAGCCUCCAGCAGGCCAGAUGAGUAUGCCUUCAAGCAUGGCUUCCCCUUGACCUCCACUUCAGAAGACCUCUCCACGCUACACUCCUAUCCACCUACAGAUGUACCAUUUACGGCAGAUGACCUUCUCACUACGGACAGUUUCUUUACCACCAGCAGAGUCCUCACUUCCAGCACACGGAGGACAACCACUCUUCGCACACGGAGUGUCAAGAGGGCCAACCAAGGGCUUGGCAGAAAUGCCAGUCCAGGACACAGCUCGGGGGAUUUAUUUGCAAUGUCUCUGCUACUUCUGAUAACUACUGGUCAAGUCAUGUGAGAGGCUUAGCUUCUAUCCUGGAUUCAUCUGAAAACACUAGCAUUUUACAUAAUGCUUGCCCUCAAUAGCUGCUUUUUUGCUCAUUAUUUUGCUGGCAUACAUGUUUGUUUACUCUAGAACGAAAAACUGAGACCAUUUCCCAGAUAUAGGUAGCACAGUCUUACACUAAAUUAAAUGGUCACUGGAGACAAUGGUCACUGGAGAGCUCUCCAUUUUAAAUUCUCCUUAGCAUUUUAAGACUGCAUUCCAACUACUUGGA
Messenger RNA from Colossoma macropomum (tambaqui), 1743 nucleotides. RefSeq names its product oligodendrocyte-myelin glycoprotein-like. The transcript has 2 exons. Gene Ontology annotation, molecular function: protein binding. The record is from RefSeq and is a predicted model, not a curated record. Gene Ontology annotation, biological process: neuron projection regeneration. Bases 78 to 1484 code for a protein of 468 amino acids. Lineage: Eukaryota; Metazoa; Chordata; Actinopteri; Characiformes; Serrasalmidae.